CAGCCUUGGAUAGACGUCCAGAGAAGAUAAGGCAUAUUUAGUUUACAGAUAAAGUUGGUAUUACCAAAUUGACACCGGCGGGUGGUGUCAUCAGGAAGUGUCCCCGUACAGUGUCACCAUGAGGAAAAUUACCGUCAUCUCAGUGAUGCUAAUGUUUACGACAGUGGCCAAAGGUCACAUUCUUGAUUCAUGCCUCUUUGACGACGGUGAGGAAGAUGAAGACUGUCCAGAGUACUAUUCUGAAUGUGACGGUGCCUGCUACCAGAAUACCUUCACAACUGGGGAAGAUUUCAGUACACAAUGCACGGGAGACGGCCAGAUUCUACCGACACCCACCACGGUAGAACAGCUCCAGUGUCUACUGGAAAUCGUAGACGACGACAGUAUCGACGCCGUGGCCACUGGAUUUGCCAACCGAGGUGAUAGUUUGGGCACCUCUGAUGGCUCAGUGACUGCCCCGGCAUCUCUGGAGGGUAUUGACGGACCCAGUAGCACAGGCAGGGCGUGUGUGGCUGUUAUCAGGGACCAGGUGAAACUGGAGAGGUUCACUUGCACCGAUGAACCAGCGGCGUUUGUCUGUGAGUUUGCUCGAGACGACUAAAAUCUACUACCGCGGGAGGAUGGUGAUACAGUGUAGUAGAAUCCACGUGAGUCCUAUACAACUACGUAGUUAUGUAUGUGAGUUUGCUCGAGACGACUAAAAUCUACCGCGGGAGGAUAGUGCCAUACAGUGUAGUAGAAUCUAUGUGAGCCUUCUACUGCUAUAUGUAUGGUUAUCUACUGUACCCAUACCUUAAAAAUUACAUGCUGUAGGGUAUCGUAGAAUCUACGUGAGCUUUCUACUUUUCAGUGGCAGCUAGAGCUUCUAUUAGCUGUCUUCUGUAUUAAACAAAAGUCUUCGAGUUAUCUUCUAGAAGACAGUGCUUCUGUUACUUGCUUGCUGCGCUUGCAUAUAGAAGAUUCUUUGUGAG
Molecule: messenger RNA, 971 nt
Organism: Amphibalanus amphitrite
Lineage: Eukaryota; Metazoa; Arthropoda; Thecostraca; Balanomorpha; Balanidae
Exons: 3
Coding region: 119-601 (160 amino acids)
Source: RefSeq, a predicted model, not a curated record